Ceratotherium simum simum (southern white rhinoceros) is the source of this 2502-nucleotide messenger RNA. The record is from RefSeq and is a predicted model, not a curated record. Lineage: Eukaryota; Metazoa; Chordata; Mammalia; Perissodactyla; Rhinocerotidae.
AGUUUUUUCUUUUUUGUUGUUUUUAAGGACUCCUGAAUAUAUUUGAAAACUGAACAGUUUCACCCAGGCCCAAGCAUUCUGUCUUCCCAGAGACGCAAAUCCAGCUUAGCUGAGCCACAACAGAUAUAAGUCAUCAUGGUGAAAAGCCACGUAGGCGGCUGGAUCCUGGUUCUCUUUGUGGCCACAUGGAGUGACGUGGGCCUCUGCAAGAAGCGACCGAAGCCUGGAGGAGGAUGGAACACUGGGGGGAGCCGAUACCCAGGGCAGGGCAGUCCUGGAGGCAACCGCUACCCACCCCAGGGUGGUGGCGGCUGGGGUCAACCCCACGGUGGUGGCUGGGGUCAGCCCCACGGCGGCGGCUGGGGUCAGCCCCACGGUGGUGGCUGGGGACAGCCCCAUGGUGGCGGAGGCUGGGGUCAAGGUGGUUCCCACGGUCAGUGGAACAAGCCCAGUAAGCCAAAAACCAACAUGAAGCACAUGGCAGGAGCCGCCGCGGCCGGGGCAGUGGUGGGGGGCCUUGGCGGCUACAUGCUGGGGAGUGCCAUGAGCAGGCCCCUCAUUCAUUUUGGCAAUGACUAUGAGGACCGUUACUAUCGUGAAAACAUGUACCGUUACCCCAACCAAGUGUACUACAGGCCAGUGAGUGAGUACAGCAACCAGAACAACUUUGUGCACGACUGCGUCAACAUCACGGUCAAGCAGCACACGGUCACCACCACCACGAAGGGGGAGAACUUCACCGAGACCGACGUCAAGAUGAUGGAGCGCGUGGUGGAGCAGAUGUGCAUCACCCAGUACCAGAGAGAGUACGAGGCUUUUCAACAAAGAGGGGCGAGCGUGGUCCUCUUCUCCUCCCCGCCGGUGGUCCUCCUCAUCUCUUUCCUCAUUUUCCUGAUAGUGGGAUGAGGACCGCCUUCCUGUUUCACCAUCUUCUUAAUCUUUACCAGGCUGGGGAAGGGGGUGUCUCAUUCUUGCUUCUCUCUUCUCACCCGUAGGCUAAUACCCUUGGCACUGAUGGGCACUGGGGAAUGCAGAGCAGACCCGGGAUGCUCUUUAUUCAAGCCCUGUCUGAGUCCUUCGCGGGCCAGUGCCAGUGCCAGGCUGGAAAGAGGGUAACAGCAAAUAAUAGUUGGUUGAGCUGGGCUUAUUUUUUGUCUAGUGCAACAGAUUGAGGCUAAAACAGUUCUCAAAACAGUCUUCAAAUACCUUUGCCUAAAUACUUCCGGCUCCUUCCUCAGCUAAAGUUCAGUACACUAAUGCCUCAUCUUAGCAGUGAUUUCGAGCAAUUCGGAGAAGUUUUCUCAUCCGUUUUAAGAAAACUUGACUGCAUUUUCCUGUCCAAACAGCAUUUCUGCCAAAUUUGGAAGGAGCACACAUGAUACCCAUUCAAAAAAAAAACUAGAAAUCCUUAGCUCUUGGGCCCAGGCUCAGCCGGCUGGAGAGCGUGGGCCCUGUGUCUGCAGAGAACUGUAACAAGGUUUGCAUUUUGCAGUAUGGGCUACGCAGCAGCUGUUGCAUCAAGAGUAAAGAUGUGUACAACACUAGACCUCUGGGCAGAGGACGUUUUCACAGGGAAUGAACACGACUAUCACAAUGUGAAAGGCUUCUGGGACUAAAAAAAUCCAGCAUUUGGAAGUGGUGCCCUUGGAGGCAAGCUCCCGUUCUCAAUGUUUAAAGCACCUACAUGUGGCAUUCCUUUCUUUAGUAAUUCAACUAUAGAUAAUUAAGGCAGUAAAAAAUUAAAUUACCUCCUAGACACUGAAGCAAAUCUUCGUUCGUUUACCUGGAAACGGGAAUGAUUUUGACGUUGUUUGGGUGAACCCAGGAGAUUUUAACAUGGAGCUGAAGCUGUAAAAACACCAUUAUCAUAGAGGAUUAUGGAAUGAGGAAAAUGGUUAGUGUACAAAGAAAAGAAAUGCUUGCAUUUCUUCAUUGCUGUCAUAAUUGUCAAAAACCGUAAUUAGAUUGAGUCUUUAAUUUCUGUAAUUGGCUUUUAAAUCAAAGAAUAGGGAGUUAAACCAAAAAAAAUCUUAGAUUGGAGAUGAUGGAAAUAUCCAUUCAGAGUGGAAAAAGAAAUUCUGUUAAAUAAGGUAAAAUUAUCCCCUGGAUCGUUCAAUAUGAUCACCUAGCAAAUAUAUAUUACUCUUCUGCAAUGUUAUUGGCUUGCACUGUGUGGGUAUUCUAUCAAAAAAUAUAUAUAUAUAUUGCAUAUGACAAACCUAGAAAUUUUCGUUAGAGCAGUUAACAUCUAAAGUAUCUAAUGCAUUACCUGUUUUUGUAAGGUACUAAACACCUGAUAUGUGGGAAACCCUUUUGCGUGGUCCUUAGGCUUAUAGCGUGCACUGAAUAGUUUUGUAUAAGGAUCCAAAGUGGUCUUUGAAAUAUGCAUGUACUUUAUAUUUUCUAUAUUUGUAACUUUGCAUGUACUUGUUUUGUUGUAUAAAAAAUUUAUAAAUGUUAAUAUCUGACUAAAAUUAAACAGGAGCUAAGAUGAGCAUCUUC